This is a messenger RNA of Pectinophora gossypiella (pink bollworm), 1716 nucleotides long. It is a transcript of the gene Ccz1, whose product is annotated as vacuolar fusion protein CCZ1 homolog. Lineage: Eukaryota; Metazoa; Arthropoda; Insecta; Lepidoptera; Gelechiidae. The record is from RefSeq and is a predicted model, not a curated record. Bases 216 to 1583 code for a protein of 455 amino acids. Gene Ontology annotation, biological process: vesicle-mediated transport. Gene Ontology annotation, cellular component: Mon1-Ccz1 complex; intracellular membrane-bounded organelle. The transcript has 11 exons.
GACGUCAAAAUAAAAUAACGUCAAAAAAGUCGAAGUAGGAUUUUACUGUUUAUCUCCUCUAAAUAGUAUUACAACUUAUAUUUGUUUGAUAUUAUUAUGAAAAAGUUCCGUUCUUAACUGAUACCGCGAGUAUGUGAAAUAUUCACGUAGAUCACCAUCCAUCAAAAUAAACCUUCAAAACUUGGUUCCUCCUGCCCUGUAAAAUAUCUGCAAAUAUGAUUGAUGUAAAGGCUAAAAUCAGUUCGUUCUUCAUAUUCAACUCCAAUUUUGGUCCCAGAGAAGGCGAAGAAUCCAAGCGAAUUUUGUUCUUUCAUCCCAGUCAAGUGGGCACAGAUGCACGAAAAAUUCAGGUGGGCUUGUGCGAAGCGGUAGUCAAGUUUAUGUCAACAUUCUCGUCUGAACCAUGUGAGGCCUUGCAAACACAAACAAAGAGACACAUAUUCUACCAACCUGAGAAAGGAUUUUGGAUGGUUUUGGUGGUCAGGAUACCAUAUACAACAAAAGCGUUAUCAGCUAUAGGAGAGAGUCAAGGAGAUGUGGUGGAGCCCUCUGUAAUGUAUGACUUAUUGUUGUCUGCAUAUAAAAUGUUCAGAAUGUUCAAAGGUCCCUUUAAGAACAUUCCACAGGAAGACAUUUACACAAUAUGUGAACAGUUUUUCACUGCAUACCUGAUGUCAAGGAACCUAACAAACGACAUAUCAGAUGUGAUCCAAGGUAUCAGCUACUUGCCUCUGGACAAAAACUCCUUCUUCAAAGUGGUCUGCUUCAUUGACCUCCUGGAGGUCAACUACCCUGACUUCAAAUGUGUCUCCUUUGUCUACAAUGAACAGCUGAUUUGGAAUGGUCUGUCUAAUGAAGACAUGCUGACACUGUAUCAGUACUUAGUUCAGUCUUUACUGCCGAAACAAGUGGAGAAGGAGAUCCAAGGAGGCGCCGUGGCGGCUGCCCAGAGGCACGGCCGCUUCAUCAGCCCACCUGAAGGCAUCCGCUCAGUCGAAGACCUUGAGAGAAUACCUAAAGUAUACCUCACCAGGGAAGAUGACACAGAAGCAAAACAGUAUUACUUAGUUAUUUACAGAACUUUAAGUGCAACAGUGUGUUUCACAGUUGAUGUAAGCGUCAAGUUAGAACUAGAGAUAUUCAAGUCACUGGAUGCGUUCAUCGGCCCGCAACUGUCAACCAUAGCGUCAGCAAUCAGCGAACAAUGCGCCCUGCACGCGUUACAGACCGCGCAGCUCGCCGUCUCAGACAGCAAGUUCGUCUACUUCAAUAGACUCAAUUUGGCAUAUAAAACGUCCGUAAGUAUUUUAUCGCCGGUCAGCAAACUGAUGCCAUCAACAGCUAUAAAGCCCGAAGUUCUAAGUAUAAUAGCAGGAAUACAUUCCGAUAGACAAAGCCUAGGAAAUUAUGGAGAAGUAAUAAUAAAGACUCCAGAUGAAUAUUGGAUCACAGGGAAGACAUCAAAUGAAAGAGAAUUUUAUGUUGUCAUCCAAGAGAAAAAUGCUAAUCUAAAGGAUAUCUCAGAUGAAGUAAAACGGAUAUGUGAAGCUCAGAUGAAGGGUAUAUUCUUUUACCCAUUAUAAAACUCCAGCAGUAGUCAUAUGACAUUGUUUUGUAUUAUGAAAUCAUAUGCAACAUGAUAAAUGUUUGAAAUAUAUUAAAAUAUGCAUUGUUAUAGCCAGAUAAUAAAAAUAAAACAAUUAUUAAUAAUUGUAA